AGGGAAACGCGGAGUUGAAGAAGUUUUCUGCUGUGAGGUCGGAGUGAGCGGAGUGAGUCAGAGAGUGAGGCGGAGUGAAGCGGGGAGCAACACGUUACAGCAAAAUGGCAACCCCGUAUGUGACAGAUGAGUCCGGGAAAUACAUUGCUGCCACCCAGCGACCUGACGGAACAUGGAGGAAGCCGAGGCGGGUGAAGGAUGGUUACGUCCCUCAGGAGGAAGUACCAGUCUAUGAGAACAAGUACGUGAAGUUUUUCAAGAGCAAACCGGAUCUGCCGCCUGGCAUGAGCCCAUCCGAGUCAGCGCCGCCAAAGCAGCAGCAGCAGCAGCAAAAGAUCCCCGGUUGCGGGGAAAGCGAUGCAGCCGGUCUCUCAAAGUCUGCCAAGCGCAACAUGAAACGUAAAGAGAAACGAAAACAGCAGCAGCACCAGGACGGGGACGCCGACGUGGACUCUGUGAGCGACGCCGUGGAGAACGUGUCCAUUUCAGAGAGCGGCGAGUCUUCAAACAAGACGGGUGCGGCACUGGCGCCGGUGUCUGUGUCUGCCACGUCUCCUGAUGAUUCCUCGGCGGCUGAAAGGGCCAAGAAGAUCAAAAACCUGAAAAAGAAGCUGCGACAAGUCGAGGAGCUGCAGCAGAAAGUGGACUCAGGGGAAAUAAAAGAGCCAACAAAGGAUCAGUUGGAAAAGCUGGGCCGGGCACUGGCCCUAGAAAAUGAGUUACAGCAGCUCGAGCGUGAAUCUUGAAGCAAUAAAGGAAAGAAAAGAGUCGGACAGACUAAACAUAAACUACAUACUGAAAGACUUGGAAGGGACCUUUGCAGCUUUGUGAUCAUAGCUUCCAUUAAACAUAUUCUACCUAUUUGAUAUCCAUUAUGAACUUCGGAGGUGAACCCAGCGCCUUUUCAAGCAGAGACUGACAGGACGUCCUCGUAGCCGGUGCCACAUCUUCAGAACUGACGAGUUUUCUAGACCCUGAUCUCCAAAUAAUGUCAUGACUCCUGCUCAUAGACUUGUAUCGGACACUCAUUUAUAAAUCUCUUUUAAAGACGUCAUUGUGAAUUGUUUUGUGCGUGUCUGUCCUUUUCUUCCAUUUUGUACCUUUCAUGGCAUCAGGUAUUAAUUACACAUAAAAUGGAAGAAAUCUUUUCUGUCUGCUUUAAAGAUGUUUCUGUCGAUGAUUGGACGGCUUCUUGUAAGUCAAACUAAUGUCAAAGCACUGUCUAUACAGUCAUUACGUUAAUUAAAACGACAUGCUGCGGAAAGUG
Molecule: messenger RNA, 1267 nt
Organism: Larimichthys crocea (large yellow croaker)
Lineage: Eukaryota; Metazoa; Chordata; Actinopteri; Sciaenidae
Gene: pym1
Product: PYM homolog 1, exon junction complex associated factor
Exons: 3
Coding region: 105-746 (213 amino acids)
Biological process (GO): exon-exon junction complex disassembly
Cellular component (GO): exon-exon junction complex; cytoplasm
Molecular function (GO): RNA binding
Source: RefSeq, a predicted model, not a curated record